This is a messenger RNA of Daldinia decipiens, 1674 nucleotides long. RefSeq names its product nuclear transcription factor Y subunit B-3. Gene Ontology annotation, biological process: regulation of transcription by RNA polymerase II. Gene Ontology annotation, cellular component: nucleus; CCAAT-binding factor complex. The coding region runs from base 452 to 1051 and encodes 199 amino acids. Gene Ontology annotation, molecular function: DNA-binding transcription activator activity, RNA polymerase II-specific; protein heterodimerization activity; RNA polymerase II cis-regulatory region sequence-specific DNA binding. The transcript has 4 exons. The record is from RefSeq and is a predicted model, not a curated record. Lineage: Eukaryota; Fungi; Ascomycota; Sordariomycetes; Xylariales; Hypoxylaceae.
UUGUGACUUUGUACCGUACACCAAACACCACCCAACCGCACUACUCACACUACUUACUCACUACACACUACACUACACUACACUACACUACACCACGCUACAGUAUACUACCUACACUAUACCAAGCCCAGGCUUGCUGCAUACACAUCCAUACACGUCCCGUACAUACCCUUACAUAUCGCCUGUUGCUGCAGAUUCCGUCAUAGCCUGAAGUUCGCGACAGGGCGUGCCAGCGGGACAAGUAAAUAGCUCUAGGUCAUAAUUCUGGGACCCGCGCGACAGGGCAGGAUUGACGCACUCGUCUGCAGCUAAGCCGCGCUCAGUUGCAAGCCCUACCACUUGCAACGUGUCAGAGGCAGGGACACAUCAUCUCUACCUUGUAACCAGCUGUGCGAGCUGGCAGUCCAAGAAAAUUUUACAAGAAGCUACCACCCGCUGCAGGUAGCCAAAUAUGUCGGAUUCCCCCCAAUCUCCUCCAAAGGACGUUGAGCCAGGUGUACAGUCACCCGACGAUGAAGCACAAAUGAACGACCCUCAGGACCCACACGGCUCUGGCCUUGCCUAUGAGUUCGAGGUAAAAGAGCAGGACAGGUGGUUGCCCAUAGCCAAUGUUGCCCGGAUCAUGAAAACCGCACUACCCGAGAAUGCUAAGAUCGCAAAAGAGGCAAAGGAGUGUAUGCAGGAGUGCGUGAGCGAGUUCAUCUCCUUCAUUACCAGCGAAGCAUCGGAGAAAUGCCACCAGGAGAAAAGGAAAACCGUUAACGGCGAAGACAUCCUAUUCGCCAUGACAUCUCUGGGCUUCGAGAAUUAUGCAGAAGCAUUAAAGAUCUACCUAUCCAAAUACCGAGAGCAGUCCCAGUCCAACCGGGGUGAAAACCAACAGAACAGGCCGAACAGCCAGGGUUACGGAGCCAGCGCGCCGAGCGGAUCCGGUGCUGCUGGAACCUCGGGAUUCCAAGGAAGUGACGGGGCGGGAGGUAUUGGUGAAUCAGGCGAAGGCUACAUUUACGCCCAGCCUAGUCACAACGGCGCGGCCGGCGAGACCUAUUAAGUUUUGCGCUCAGCGUCCGCAGACGAGAUAACCGGGUUAUAGAACCUCGACCUGAUUUCUAAUAUCUAGUUUGAGACGGUCUAUACUACUUUCAAGUGUGUAUAACUACUGGGAUUCUGAGGGUUUCGGCGCAUUCAUCCCCAGAUUGGUUCUUCGGAUCAGGGAUGAGUGUCCAUCUUUUACCCCUGUAUAUGGACUCGCAAUGGAUGGCGAUGGAAGGGGGACUGCGCGUUAAAAAAGGGUCUGGUUUCGCACUUUUCACUUCGAUAGAUUCCCCAAGGCGUUCUUCCCCCCCUAUUCGGUUCUCAACGCUUCUCAUGAUCAGUCUUGAGAUUCCGCGACAGUUUACAUUUGGCAGUUAUUCUGGCUUCACGAGCGUUGGAGAACAGACCAAUUCUCGAAGCAUUACAAGCUACCUAUAUAGCAUUAUUUCAUUAUGUUGAGAAACGAAUUUAUUUUAUUAUUUUCUUCGGUAUAUUCAAAAGGUUGCUACCAUGUUGGCUUAUAGCUAGCUAUAAACCCUCACAAAACAGAUUUUUAACAAGUAUUAUUACAGAAUUCUCAUAUGUCAUUUAUGAUUAUGAUAUUAAAGGCCAAAUGCUUUGGACACUAGUAAAAAGAAC